Molecule: messenger RNA, 621 nt
Organism: Lactuca virosa
Lineage: Eukaryota; Viridiplantae; Streptophyta; Magnoliopsida; Asterales; Asteraceae
Source: the annotation of a GenBank genome assembly
AUGGAAUUAGCCAUAUAUAUCAUGAUGGCGAUACUCAUUGAUGCAUUCGGGGUUUUUCCUUUUAAGAAAACUCAUUUAUUCUUGUCUCCCUUAUUCCCGAUAAUCCUUGGAUUCAUCGAAAGAAAAGCCUUUGUUCCUCCAAAGAUUUUGCUAAUAGAUGAAGUAUUUGAGUCGGACACCAUCGACGUUCAACUUCAUGAUUUUUUCAAAAGAAAGCCAGUUUCAAGAUGCAAAGAUGAGUUUCUUAACGUUCUGUGUGAAGAGAGUGAUGACGAACCACUGGGAGGUGAAGGAGAGCAUGCACCAGUUGAGUCCAAUAGUUAUGGUGAAGUAGAUGAUGAGAAAGACACUGAAGAAUCUAGUGAAGAAGAUAGUGAUGAAGAUCAAAUCGAAUAUUCCAUCCAUGAUCUGAAGGUCAAAUGGAAUGUUAUAAAACCAGUUCUCGGAGAAAGGUAUGAGUCCAGACAUCAACUCAUAUUAUAUUUAACAAAUUAUUCCAUCCAUAAGGGUUAUAAAAUUCGUUUCAAGAAGUGUGAUAGUGUUAGACUAGUGGUUGUAUGUGAAAGUGAUCCAGAAAAAUGCCCUUUUUAUGGUUCGUGCUUCAUGGAUGAGUACUGCUAA